Macrosteles quadrilineatus (aster leafhopper) is the source of this 1686-nucleotide messenger RNA. RefSeq names its product mRNA cap guanine-N7 methyltransferase (gene Rnmt). The transcript is spliced from 8 exons. Gene Ontology annotation, cellular component: nucleus. Gene Ontology annotation, molecular function: mRNA 5'-cap (guanine-N7-)-methyltransferase activity. The record is from RefSeq and is a predicted model, not a curated record. NCBI's taxonomy places the organism in Eukaryota, Metazoa, Arthropoda, Insecta, Hemiptera, Cicadellidae. Bases 117 to 1475 code for a protein of 452 amino acids. Gene Ontology annotation, biological process: 7-methylguanosine mRNA capping.
AAGACAUUGAGGUUAGGAAUAGGACUUGCGUAUUUUGAGACUUUAAAAUUAACUGUAAGUUAUAUUAAUUCUGUGUUUGAUUGGAGUAUGCUUGAUAUGCAUUUAUUGAUUUAUUCAUGCUAACAACUUUGGCACUAUUUGCAUUCCUGAGAUUAAAAUUAAUAGACAAAGGUCCAGCAACAAUGGACCCACUGACAGAUGGACCUAUAUCGGUGACUGAUAAUCCAAAAAAAGGGUUGGAAGAGAAUGACUCUUUGGAAGACACCUCUGAUAAAACCAGCAAUGGUGAAUCAAACUCUACACCACAGGUAACUGAAGGACACAGUGCUGUUGUUGCAGCCCAUUAUAAUGCUUUAGAAGAAAAAGGAUUAACUGAGAGGAAUAAAAGUCGAAUUGUACAUCUGAGGAACUUCAACAACUGGAUAAAAAGCAUGCUAAUAAAUGAGUACAUGGACUCUAUAAAACGCAACAAAAGCGUCGGUUCACCUGUCCGAGUGUUGGACAUGUGCUGCGGCAAAGGUGGCGACCUGUUGAAGUGGCGUAACACGGGUAUCACUCACUUGAUCUGUGCGGACAUCGCUGCAACCAGUGUGGACCAAUGUCGCGCGAGGUACGAUGACAUGCGUAACCGCAGGGACAACCGAUACAGCAACGGCUUCUCGGCUGAGUUUAUUGUGGCCGAUUGUACCAAGGAAAGGUUAAGAGAGCAGUACAAAGACGUUUCGCUACAACUAGACCUCGUCAGCUGUCAGUUCUCCUUCCACUACUCCUUCGAGAGUCUGCCACAAGCUGAGUGUAUGUUGAGGAAUGCCUCAGAAUGUCUGCGACCAGGUGGAUACUUCAUCGGAACCAUGCCCGAUGCCAACGAUAUCGUCACCCGCUACAGGACAGCUGGCUCCGCUUCUUUUGGAAACUCCGUUUACCAAAUUGAAUUUGAGAAGACUGACGAACCCUUCCCCCUAUUUGGAGCCAAGUAUGGAUUUACACUUUAUGAAGUAGUCAACUGCCCGGAGUUCUUGGUACAUUUUCCAACUUUUGAAAGGUUGGCAAGAAAAUAUGGUUUGGAGCUAGUAUCAAAAAGUAGAUUUGAAGAUUACUUCAAACAAAGUAAAGACAGAGGACGGAAUCUCUUAGGCAAAAUGCAAGCACUUGAGACGUAUCCACCGAAUGAAGGAGAAACGUUAGCUGGAGGAGAAGACGAGUAUAAGCAUGCAAAGGAGUUUAUAGAGAAGAACAAUGCGGAUCGAGUGGGAACGCUAUCUCAGUCGGAAUGGGAAGCAACUUCACUCUACAUGGUGUUUGCGUUUAAAAAACUGAAGGCAAUCUCCAUGGAUGAUACUGGUCGGCCAAUUUACGAAACAAAGGACCAAAGUCUGAACACUAAAGAGCCAGUAGAAGCUGUGAAAAGGCAAAACGAAGAAGAAGGUAGCUCCAAAGAACAUUGUCAAAAACGGAUGAAAAGCGACACAACAUGAUUUAUAAUCAACUCUUCGUCACUGUGGUAUCUUUCCUACUGCAUUUGCAGUGAAAAAUGUAAGGAUUAUCUCUUCACAAGAAACGCCAACAGCUUGUUUUCCUACAACAUUGCAUUCUUUAUAUUUUAGCAAUCGAAUGCAUGGAAUUUAUAAAAUGUUUGAAAUCAAAUGUAUAACUGAAAUGACACAUUAAUCAAAGUGUUAAAAUUGA